AUGACUUGCCCACACUUAUGGACUCCUUCACUUGAACCAAGAACUGUAGCUCACUCUUGGUACCAGCAUGCAAUAAAUGAAGCUGCUGCCUUAGAUAAAGAAGAAGAAAUUUAUAAAGCUCAAUCCAAUGAAAUAAAAAAUAGGUGUAAAUAUGCUGCUAUUCCUGGAGUAUUUAGAAUUAAACAUGAAGAAGUUACAAUGUCUUAUUCAAUUGAUAGAAGACGAGUCAAUCCUGUAACACCUUCGUUACGUGCUAAUAACAAUGAUCCAUAUUUACCGGUACUUACAUCAGAACCUUCUGAUAUAUCUGGUUUAUUACUUUCUUCACCUCCACCGAUUUCAAAUUCUAUUUCGUCAACUGAGAGAGGAUUUUCUAUUUUACGUGGUGAUACUUAUAAUAACAAUCACGUAACAAAUGAUUUGACAGAUUUUUUACCGAGAAAUAAUAAUUUAGGUUUAACAGAUGUUAAUUAUGAAGUAGACAUUAUGGAUGACAUUGAUUUACUUCAAAAUGACGAUUUAUCUUUUAUUUAA
This is a messenger RNA of Diversispora eburnea, 534 nucleotides long. Lineage: Eukaryota; Fungi; Glomeromycota; Glomeromycetes; Diversisporales; Diversisporaceae. The record is from the annotation of a GenBank genome assembly.